Messenger RNA from Penicillium robsamsonii, 918 nucleotides. RefSeq lists its product as uncharacterized. Lineage: Eukaryota; Fungi; Ascomycota; Eurotiomycetes; Eurotiales; Aspergillaceae. The record is from RefSeq and is a predicted model, not a curated record. The coding region runs from base 1 to 918 and encodes 305 amino acids. The transcript is spliced from 3 exons.
AUGACAACUUAUGUGGUUUACAGCCAUGCUGACGCAAUUAAUGACUUCUUCAACUCGAACACCACAGUCACGAGACAACAGUGCGAUGACUUCGCUAUUGCUCGCGCUAGCGAGGAGGGCUCUACCAUUGAUAUGGGUAACAUCAGUCUUGCCAAGGCACUCCAUUCUGAGUUUAUUGCUAGCUGCACGUAUCUCGGGACCUUGGGCGGUUCGCGGCCACUCCAUAUCUACGAGAUGGAGAACCUACCUGGGACCGCUCACAUUAUGGCGCGCAUUCCACCAGACGACAUGUCCCGACAGGGUAAUACUAUCAAAGACCUUGCUAGGUUCCUUGCACAGUCGUGGAACAACGAUCAACGGCCCUGCUCAGACGACACCGAUAUCUUGCUUAGGGAGUUUCAAUCUAAUUUCGACCUUCUUGCUCGAGACCUGCCAUCUCGCUUUGCGCCAAAUUUAGAUAGGGUUUGCAAGGAGCUCCCAUCUCUCUUCUCAAGCGCGCUUCCUUUUGUUCUUAGUCACAGAGACCUUAACGUGAUGAAUAUCCUCGCCGAUCCGAACACUGGCAACAUCACAGGGAUUGUCGACUGGGCGGAAUCAAGAAUUCUCCCGUUUGGCUUUGCGCUAUAUGGGCUCGAGAAUAUCCUAGGCUGGAUGGAUUCAACGGGGUGGCACUACUAUGAUAGCCACCGUGUACUUGAGAGCCUCUUCUGGCAAACAUUUCGGGGAGAAGCUAAUGAUUUGUCCGAUGCUGAUUUGGAUUUGAUCAGCGUUGCAAGAAUGGCCGGACUUUUCUACCAUCAUGGAUUUGUUUUUGACGUAAAGGGCGCAGUGCAGAGUGUGCGGGAAGACCAACCGGAUGGCUCUCUCGCAUAUCUCAAUGCUUUCUGUACUGCUGGUGAGUGGGACCCGGUCUUGUGA